CACUCACCUGAUCGAACUCAGAAGUUGUCCAGUCGCCGUCCAACGAAGAAGAUCGAUCGGAGUGCGCGAGAAUAGAUCUGAAAUCUGAAGAUCUGAAUCCAAGUUGGAGCUCAAAUAUUAAAUAUUAGAAGAACUGGUUAAAAACGCGAAAUAUAAACAGAUCAACUCUUAACUCCCAGCGAGUUGAAUAAAAUGUGGAAGCUUCUUUUGAUCUGUGUGGUGAUGAGUGCUCUGAAUGGCGAAUCAUCUGGGGCGAACCGUCCGUCCCGUAGACGUCGUGCUUACGCCGGAGGAUAUGCAGGUGGCUUUGCUAGCAGCGGCGGUGGAACCGGAGGAUACACUGGAACUUACAACAGCGGUGGUGGUGGCGGUGUCCACACCAGCUUCGUGGGAAACGGCGGCGGCGGCGGUGGAUACUACGAUUACGAUGACUUCGAUGGCUCGUCGCCCAACUUUGGCAUCAUCGAUCCCUAUCUCUUCCACCAGCAGCUGACCAACCACAUCCUGGCCCAGAACUACGCCAACCAACAAGCUAUAACUGGUCUGGCCACGGCUGGCAAUGCUUAUGCAUCUGCGGAUGCUUCACUGGUUGAUGACAAUGAUCUUCGCAUCCAGCAGCAAAUCGCCGCUCAACAGGCCUACCAUGAUAAUCUAAUACGCCAGACAAGCUACAGAGGUGGCUCAGGAUAUGCUUCUGGAUCGGCUUCGGGAUCGGCUUCGGGAUCUGGUGGAUCUUAUAACUCGCACCGCUAUGCUCCCAGCUAUGCUGCUGCCUCGGGCUCCAUCGGACCUAAUGGAUACAGGCAGACGGCUUACAUCAAUCCUGCAAACCCGGCCUCUCCCAAUAUUGUGAACCGCUUUGGUGGCGGCAGCGGUGGUGGCUCUUCGUACUCCAGCUCCAGCAGCUCCAGUGGCGGUGGAGGAGGCGGUGGUUACAAGGGCGUCUCGGUGUCAUCCUUCAGCCAGAGCAAUGGAGAUGGAACCAGCCGUCGCGGAGCCCAGACCACCGUGAAUGACAAUGGAAAGAUUACCUCCUAUUCGGUCCACUCUUAGGGGAGAUCGUCGACCGGAGGCCCUUUCUCCAACCACAUUGGGGGGCUUGGCUAUUAUUCAAUACAAAAGCUAAUCGAUUCCAAUUAAUUUUUAUGAAAAUAUA
Molecule: messenger RNA, 1156 nt
Organism: Drosophila bipectinata
Lineage: Eukaryota; Metazoa; Arthropoda; Insecta; Diptera; Drosophilidae
Product: loricrin
Source: RefSeq, a predicted model, not a curated record